AUGCAGGUGUCUAUCGCGUGUACCGAGCAGAACCUUCGCAGCCGGAGCAGUGAGGACCGUCUGUGCGGGCCUCGGUCGGGCCCUGGGGGCGGUAAUGGCGGGCCGGCCGGUAGGGGGCACGGGAAUCCUCCGGCGGGGGGAGGGUCCGGCCCCAAGGCCCAAGCCGCGCUGGUCCCCCGACCCCCAGCGCCCUCUGGGGCCCUCCGAGAGAGCACCGGCCGAAGCACUGGCAUGAAAUACAGGAACCUAGGGAAGUCUGGUCUUCGGGUAUCCUGUCUUGGCCUGGGUACCUGGGUCACAUUUGGUUCUCAGAUCUCUGAUGAGACAGCAGAGGAUGUGCUGACAGUAGCCUAUGAGCAUGGCAUAAACCUGUUUGACACCGCUGAAGUGUACGCAGCAGGAAACGCUGAAAGAACCCUAGGCAACAUCCUCAAGAGCAAAGGUUGGAGGAGAUCAAGCUAUGUCAUCACCACCAAGAUUUUUUGGGGAGGACAGGCAGAAACGGAGCGAGGCUUGAGCCGCAAACACAUCAUUGAGGGCUUGCAAGGAUCUCUGGAACGGCUCCAGCUGGGAUAUGUGGACAUCGUCUUUGCCAAUCGCUCAGACCCCAACAGUCCCAUGGAGGAGAUUGUGCGAGCCAUGACCUACGUCAUUAACCAAGGCCUGGCCCUAUACUGGGGGACAUCUCGAUGGGGGGCUGCAGAAAUCAUGGAGGCCUACUCCAUGGCCAGACAGUUCAAUCUGAUUCCUCCGGUGUGUGAACAAGCUGAGCACCACCUGUUUCAGAGGGAGAAGGUGGAGAUGCAGCUGCCAGAGCUCUACCACAAGAUUGGUGUUGGCUCGGUCACCUGGUCCCCUCUGGCCUGUGGCCUCAUUACUAGCAAGUAUGCUGGGCAAGUCCCAGAUACCUGCAGGGCCACCAUCAAGGGAUGCCAGUGGCUCAAGGACAAAGUGCAGCGUGAGGAUGGCAAGAAGCAACAAGCCAAAAUCAUGGAUCUUCUCCCCAUCGCUCACCAGCUGGGCUGCACUGUGGCCCAGCUUGCUAUUGCGUGGUGUCUCCACAGUGAGGGUGUCAGCUCGGUCUUGCUGGGGGUGUCGAGUGCAGAGCAGCUGAUAGAACACCUGGGUGCCCUACAGGUGCUGAGCCAGCUGACCCCGCAGACGGUGAUGAAGAUAUACGGGCUCUUGGGGAACAAACCACAUUCCAAGAAAUAGUCCGUCGGGGGCGCAGGGACCCAAACCCAGAGCCUCUAAACCCCCCGGUAACAGCUUGUCUGCAGCAGCCUCUCUCCCGCUCCGGAUCCCUCCACGCAGCGGCCACAGCCGGGGUAGUCCCGCCCACUAAAGAGUCCCGGCUUCGGUUGCAAAACGCAUGAACAAAGCCAUAUCCUUCCGCAGUGGCGCUUGAGAGAGAAAGUAGUCCGCCCGCCUCCUGCCGCUUGUCCUUCUAGGCCUUCUUGCUAAACCCGGGCAUGAGCUACUGGGCCUUCUCCUCUCUGCCACUUGGUCUCACUCCCUUCUCUCUUCCACCUAUCGCCGAGGCCC
Molecule: messenger RNA, 1545 nt
Organism: Trichechus manatus latirostris (Florida manatee)
Lineage: Eukaryota; Metazoa; Chordata; Mammalia; Sirenia; Trichechidae
Gene: KCNAB3
Product: potassium voltage-gated channel subfamily A regulatory beta subunit 3
Exons: 14
Coding region: 1-1215 (404 amino acids)
Biological process (GO): potassium ion transport; regulation of potassium ion transmembrane transport
Cellular component (GO): voltage-gated potassium channel complex; cytoplasm; membrane
Molecular function (GO): voltage-gated potassium channel activity; transmembrane transporter binding; potassium channel regulator activity
Source: RefSeq, a predicted model, not a curated record